This is a messenger RNA of Thalassophryne amazonica, 1374 nucleotides long. RefSeq names its product TIP41, TOR signaling pathway regulator-like (S. cerevisiae) (gene tiprl). Bases 345 to 1142 code for a protein of 265 amino acids. The transcript has a single exon. Gene Ontology annotation, biological process: TOR signaling. Gene Ontology annotation, cellular component: cytosol. The record is from RefSeq and is a predicted model, not a curated record. NCBI's taxonomy places the organism in Eukaryota, Metazoa, Chordata, Actinopteri, Batrachoidiformes, Batrachoididae.
AAAGAAGAAGGAGGACUCUUUGACGUGAUCUUCGUUUUUGAGUCGCGAUUUCACGACAGUUAUCGGACGGAUUUGGAGGUCGGAGUGUGGCCUUAAUAUUCCGCCGCUGACGGAGCAGGUGGCGCCGCUUCGGUUUCGGUUCGUGGACGGUGUGAAAUCGGCCGUUUGACCAGUGGAAUCUGAACUUUUGCUACUUUGUAAUUGUGACUUUUAGCUCCGAGCCGAGUUCGGGAGGCGGUUCUGUGGGUUUAGUACUCUGAGCGGUUCGGUUCGGCCUGUUUGGAGGAAGUGACGUCGGUUGGCGUUCUCCUUAAUGACAUCACCUGACGCGCUUCACCUCCGUCAUGAUGUCACAUGGCUUUAUGAGCAGUAAGCAGGACUUCCGGUUUGGACCUUGGCACGUAACUACGGCCAAGAACCACAUCAUGAAGUCCAAAGACGUAGAGCGUCUGGCGGAGGAGAUGGGCCUGCCGUCGCUGCCCGAGAUGCUGUUCGGGGACAACGUCCUACGCAUCCUCCACGUUGACGGCUACGGCAUUGAGUUCAACGCCGUGGACGCGCUGAAGAGGGUCAACAACAUGGAGGACAGCGUGAAGGUGGCGUGUGCGCAGGAGUGGCGGGAGAGCCGCGCUGACUCGGAGCACUCCAAGGAGGUGGUGCGGCCCUACGACUGGACCUACACCACCGACUACAGGGGCACGCUGAUUGGUGACCGCAUCGCUGUGGUGGAGACCGCUGAGCGCAUUGAUCUGGAGAAGCUGAAGGCCCGCGAGCAGAUCAUCUUCUUCGAAGAGGUUCUGCUGUUUGAGGAUGAGCUCCACGACCACGGCGUGUCCACCAUCAGCGUCAAGAUCCGCGUGAUGCCCACCAGCUUCUUCCUGCUGCUGCGCUUCUUCCUGCGGGUGGAUGGCGUGCUGAUUCGGAUCAACGACACGCGGCUCUACCACGAGGCUGGGAAGAACUACAUGCUGCGUGAGUUCAGCAUGCGGGAAAACAAAGUGGCGGACCUGAAGAACGUUCCGGCAGCUCUCUACACCGACCCCAACGAGAUUGCUCAGCACCUCCGGUUGAAGCUGAUGCAGUGUGAGAAGCUGCAUCUUCCAGAGCUAGAGCUCGCUGCCGCCAACAGAGCCCGUCAGUGAAGCUUGAAACACUGCAGCCCAUUCUGCACGAGAAGACUUCGAUUGUACGAGAUUCAUCUUCACAAAGACGUCAUCCUGCCAACAUAAACCUUUAGACCACCCGGGCGAGUGGGCGUGGUCACCUGGGGGAGUGGGAGGGGCCAUGAGGCUGAGGUGAAGAUGUACAUUUACCAAAUGUUUGUGUUUUUGUUGGUUUGUCUGUAUGAGGAAAUAAUAAAUGACACAUAACGAC